CUUACCUCCUGGCCCCAGAAGUGUGCGCGCGCCGCUAAGAUGGCGGCUGCAGCGGGCCUGCAGCUUCUGCUUCGGCGCUUCUGCUGUUUGUUGCUUUUCCUCUCACAGUUCUACAUCUUCUCGGGCGGUGAGCAUUCGCAACCGAUGGCUCAGUCAAUAAAGGACCCGGGUCCAACACGCACAUUCACGGAAGUCCCCAGAGCAGCAGAAAGUACCGAAAUCCCACCUUACAUGAUGAAGUGUCCGAGCAAUGGUUUGUGUAGCCGACUUCCGGCCGACUGUGUCGAAUGCAAGACCAAUUUCUCCUGUGUCUAUGGGAAGCCUGUCGCUUUUGACUGCACAGUCAAGCCUUCUGUUACCUGUAUUAAUGAAGACUCCAGAUUUGGGAAGAACUUCAUCAUCAAUAUGACCUGCAGGUUUUGCUGGCAGCUUCCAGAAACGGAUUACGAGUGUUCCAACUCCAGCAGCUGCAUGACAGUGUCCUGCCCUCGGCAGCGCUACGCUGCCAACUGCACAGUGCGGGACCACAUUCACUGCCUCGGUAACCGUACUUUUCCCAAAAUGUUAUACUGCAAUUGGACUGGAGGUUAUAAAUGGUCUACUGCUCUGGCUCUGAGCAUCACCCUCGGUGGGUUUGGAGCUGACCGUUUCUACCUGGGCCAGUGGCGGGAGGGCCUGGGCAAGCUCUUCAGCUUUGGUGGCCUGGGAAUAUGGACGCUAAUAGAUGUUUUGCUAAUUGGAGUUGGCUACGUUGGACCAGCAGAUGGUUCUUUGUACAUUUAACUGUGGUUGUGAUAUGCUUCAGAGAGGAGCAGCUUAGAAAAAGUCCUUUUGCCUGUAGACAGUAACGUGACAUGUGGUGAUGUGUUUGUGUUUAACGUACAGCAUCUGUACUUUGCCUGCCUUAAUGAAGGUAAAAUAAGUAAGUCAUAGAACCAUGCUUAUUUGGAAUAUAUUUUUGCUUGCUUGAAAUAUUUUUUUUCUGUGAAAAAAUGUAAACUUGCUUAAUUAAACUAGAAGAACAGAUUGCGCAGUGAUUGAAAAUCCGUUUUGUUCCCAUGACUUUAGUUUUGUAUUGCUUAAGUCAAAGACUGUCACUUUUCUCUGGCCUGAAUGUAAUCUGCCUUGAAAGGCUCUUCAGCUGUGAUAGCAGAAAGUGCAGAGCAUUUUUAUUCUGUUAGCUAAAUACAGUUACCUACCUACACUUCAGCCAUCUGUAAGUUUUGCAGUGUAUUAUCUGUGUACCCUGGUCUUUAUCUGUAACUCAGGUAAGCUGCAGGACUUCUGUGUCUCCAGGCUGUAGUUUGAGUCUUGUUAGUGAUUUGAACAGUUGUACGACUACUGAAAAACUAAUAAAAUGACCUGUUACUUUAAGAAAUAUUGUAGGUGUGUAUCCUGUAGGUUUUCUGUAUUUAAAUAUUAUCUUGAAUAAUCAUAACAUCUUUAUUAUUAAGUGUUAAAUGUUUUUUUUUAGGACAUGACCCCAUUCCAACAGAAAUAUUCGUAAUUGGCCGGCUUAUUGACACAUGGUGGAAGUGUUAGAAAAAUGUGUCUUGCUGUCAAAAAUGGUUUUGAGUCUUUAUAAAUCUGUUGUAUACCCUUUAUUAGAAGGAAAAACAAUUAUUAAUGCAAAGUGGGUUUUACUCAGUGUUUCUCUUGAAACAUUUAAAAAUUCUUAGCAUUUUCCUUUCAGAUUUGGAUAUCUGAGUAUUGUGUAUGUGUGGUAAAAUAUAUGUAACAAAACAUUUGUCAUUUUAACCAUUUUUAAGUAUACAGUUCAGUGACAUUAAUCACAUCCACCAUGUAGUGCACCCAUCACCACCAUCCAUUUUCAAAUGUUGUCAUUCUCCUAAACAGAAUCUAAGUAUUAUGUUUUAAAUAUCUGCAUGUAUUAAUAACUGGAACACUGUUAACCAACCUAUUAGACCUAGAAGCUAUGAAAUGUUUUUCAGGAAUUUCCAUAAAUCUCAUGGGCAAAAAACAUUUUCUUCAUCAAAUUAUUUAUUAAUUGGAGUUUACCUGAAAGGGGAAUGGAUCACUUAGCUGAGCAGUUGCCUCGAAUGGGGUUUUGGGAGCACAGAAUCUUUUCUGAUUAAAAACCAAAACCACUUUACCAAAAGAGUAAGAAGAUUACCUACAGACUGGGGAAAAGUUUUUAGCUAUGACAUUUCUGAUCAGCGUCUGAUCUCUAAAAUCUACAGGAUACUGCAAAAACUCAACUACAAAAAGACAUAACCCAAUUAAAAAUGGGCAAAGGAUAUGAACAGACACUUCACUAAAGAAGACAUUCAGGUAGCUGACAGAUACAUGAGGAAAUGCUCACAAUCAUUAGCCGUUAGAGAAAUGCAAAUCAAAACUACGAUGAGAUUCCAUCUCACUCCAACAAGGCUGCCAUUAAUCCAAAAAACACAAAAUAAUAAAUGUUGGAGAGGUUGUGGAGAGACUGGAACACUUCUGCACUGCUGCUGGGAAUGUCAAAUGGUAUAACCACUUUGGAAAUCGAUUUGGUGCUUCCUUAAAGAGCUAGAAAUAGAACUACCGUACGAUCCAGCAAUCCCACUCCUUGGAAUAUAUCGUAGAGAAAUAAGCGCCUUUACACAAACAGAUACAUGCCCACCCAUGUUCACUGCAGCAUUGUUUUACAACAGCAAAAAGAUGGAAGCAAUCAAGAUGCCCAUCAACGGAUGAAUGGAUAAAUAAAUUAUGGUAUGUUCACACAGUGGUAUACUAUGCAUUGAUAAAGAACAAUGAUGAAUCCGUGAAACAUUUCAUAACAUGGAGGAAUCUGGAAGGCAUUAUGCUGAGUGAAGUUAUUCAGUUGCAAAAGGGCAAAUAUUGUAUAAGACCACUAUUAUAAGAACUUGAGAAAUAGUUUAAACAGAGAAGAAAAUAUUCUUUGAUGGUUAUGAGAGCAGGGAGGGAGGGAGAGGGAUUUUCACUAAUUAGAUGGUAGAUAAGAGCUACUUUAGGUGAAGGGAAAGACACAGUAUAGGAGAGGUCAGCACAACUGGACUAAACCAAAUGCAGAGAAGUUUCCUGAAUAAACUGAACGCUUUGAAGGCAAGCGUAGCAGGGGCAGGGGUUUGGGGACCAUGGUUUUAGGGGACAUCCAAGUCAAUUGGCAUAAUAAAAUCUAUUAAAAAAACUUUCUGCAUCCCACUUUGGAGUCCAGGGUCUUAAACGCUAGCAACCGGCCAUCUAAGAUGCAUCAAUUGGUCUCAACCCACCUGGAGCAAAGGAGAAUGAAGAACACCAAAGACACAAGGUAAUUACGAGCCCAAGAGACAGAAAGGGCCACAUGAACCAGAGACUACAUCAGCCUGGGACCAGAACUAGAUGGUACCUGGCUAUAACCGAUGACUGUCCUGUCAGGGAACACAACAGAGAACCCCUGAGGGAGCAGGAGAGUAGUGGGAUGCAGACCCCAAAUUCUCAUAAAAAGACCAGACUUAAAGGUCUGACUGAGACUGGAAGGACCCCAGGGGUCAUGGUCCCCAGACCUUCUGUUAGCCCAAGACAGGAGCCAUUCCCAAAGCCAACUCUUCAGACGGGCUGGGCUGGACUGGACUAUGGGAUAGAAAAUGAUACGGGUGAUGAGUGAGCUUGGGUCAAGUAGACACAUAAGAAUAUCUGGGCAGCUCCUGUCUGCAGAGGAGAUGAGAGGGCAGAGGAGGGCAGAAGAUGGCUGAAUGGACACAAAAAUAGUGGAGGGAAGGAGUGUGCUGUCUCAUUAGAGGAGGGCAACUAGGAAUAUAUAACCAAAAACCCACUGCCGUCGAGUCGACUCCGACUCACAGUGACCCUAUAGGAUGGAGUAGAACUGCCCGGUAGCGUUUCUAAGGAGCGCCUGGCGGAUUCGAACUGCCGACUUCUUGGUUAGCAGCCGUAGCACUUAACCACUACGCCACCAGGGUUUCCAGGAGUAUAUAGCAAAGUGUGUAAAAGUUUUUGUAUGAGAGACUGCCUUGGUUUGUAAACUUCCACUUAAAGCACAAUAAAAAUUAAAAAAAAGAAAACCAAACUCAUUGCCGUUGAGUAGAUUCCGACUUACAGUGAUGCCAAAGAACAGAGUAGAACUGCCUGCCCCUCGUAGGAUUUCCAAGGAACACCUGGUGGAUUUGAAUUGCUGACCUUUGGUUAACAGACAUAGCUCUUAACCCCUAUGCCACCAGGGUUUCCUUUUUCAGACUAAAACCCAACCCAGCGCCAGGCUAGGUGCAUUGAUAUAGCUGAGUAACACUUCCAGCUCUGGUCACUAGGUGGCGCAUCCCCAGCAUGUUUGCUUCACCGUUUAUUUCAGAAACAGGCAGUCUUAACUUUCCUAGAAACUUGUCACAGAGCGUAGGCAGUGCUUCAUGAUGGCAGUAGCCCA
Loxodonta africana (African savanna elephant) is the source of this 4372-nucleotide messenger RNA. It is a transcript of the gene TM2D3, whose product is annotated as TM2 domain containing 3. The transcript is spliced from 6 exons. Lineage: Eukaryota; Metazoa; Chordata; Mammalia; Proboscidea; Elephantidae. The record is from RefSeq and is a predicted model, not a curated record. Bases 40 to 783 code for a protein of 247 amino acids.